Molecule: messenger RNA, 1074 nt
Organism: Talaromyces marneffei
Lineage: Eukaryota; Fungi; Ascomycota; Eurotiomycetes; Eurotiales; Trichocomaceae
Exons: 3
Coding region: 1-1074 (357 amino acids)
Molecular function (GO): transferase activity
Source: RefSeq, a predicted model, not a curated record
AUGGGUUCUACAACAAGAGACCAGUCCAUCAUUCUUUACUUUGGUGACCAGACUGAGAAGAACAUUCCGUUCGAGGAACUCUUCGAAUACUCUAGAGAAUCUGAUAGGACAAAGCAGUUUCUGCAGAAUGCUUUUCAUUCUAUUCAGCUCGUGAUUGAAACUCUAACUGAGCCGGAAAGGUCCAAAUACAAGUUUGACUCUUUUGAGGAGGCUUCGAAGCGGCUAGCGGUGGACUCUUCACCAGACGUAGUCUUACGGACUAUAGUCUUAUGUGCAGCUCAGCUAGGUUACCUGAUAGCUAUAUUAGAGAAAGAUCCAGAAUUACGUGAAGUAUGGGCUGCACAAAAGACCUUAAUUGUUGCUUCAUGUGCUGGUCAAUUACCAGCUGCCAUAGCGGCCUGCUCCCACACAAUCGAUGAGCUAGUCGAUCUGGCCCCGGAGACUGUGGCGAUUGCGUUUAGAAUUGGCAUGGAUGUAGACCGACGAACGGCUUCACUUGGCGAUGACCGUAGCCAAAGCUGGGCUAAAGCGGUUUUCGGUGUUUCGGCACCCGAUGCCCAGAAGAUGGUUGACAAGUUUCUCAUACGUGAAGGCAUUGAUGCAAAGAAAGGAGUCUAUGUUGCUGCAACUUCUGCGUGGGCGAGUACUGUUGUGGGGCCGCCCCCGGUGCUGAAUUUAUUCUUUUCUCGAGAUCCAUUCAAUGGUGCACGGCAAGUAGAUCUUCCGAUCACGGCAAUAUUUCAUGCGUCCCAUCUCGACAGACCAGAUACUACCGCCAUUAUCGGAACAAACCCUGUCUUUCAAGGGUUUUCGUUGAGGAAUCCAAAUUUCUUUUCUUGCUCUUCCGGUCUGCCAUUUCAUCCUCAGAGUUUGUCGGCUCUCAUAGAAGAAGCAAUUCUGAACAUAACGCACCGGAUGACUGAUAACGAGAAAAUGUUCCGCGAGGUACAGUCUGGGAUUGAGGAUCAACUAGUUUGUAUCAAACCUAUUGUUGGUGAGAGCGGCGGGGAACGCCUUAAAAAGGUACUUGUGGCAUCGGAUGCUUAUGUUGAGAGCGCCUCUCUCCUUGCCUAG